UGUUGCUUAUCGAGCUACGGGAACUGGCCAUAUGAAACUCUUGGCAGGUUUGUUCAAAUUUCACUCUAUAAGAACUUGUCAUGUUUGCAUUUUUUGUUGGUAUUCGUUCUACAACAUUAUCCUAUUAGGUGAUUUAAGCAGUAGCUUAACUAGCUAUGUUAAAUAAGGUGGAUGUGAUAUCAUCAUGAAACAAAGAAGCAAUGAUUUUUAAAUUCAGUUUUCAAAUAUAAAGGACUGGAAGGCCACUCAAUUGUUUAGUGGUUUAUUAAAUUUUCUUUUUCCUCUUUAUCAGUGUAUUGGAUGGGUCCACAAAUGUACCUUAUCAAUAUAAUAGCUAUAGUGCCUUUUGUGAUUUUGUUUAUUAGUGGAAUCUUAUUAGUGGAAUCAGUAGAAAAUGUAGUUGGGUACAUCUAGUUGAGUGAUAUAGCUAUUACAAGAUUUAUACUAUGAAGAUGGGAAUGUCUAUGAGGUUCAAAGGCUACCUGUGAAGGUGAGUGUAGACUUGGGGAGAAAGACUUGUUCAUGUAGGUUAUGGCAGCUUACUGGACUUCCAUGUAGGCAUGCCUGUGCUGCCAUUGCAUACCAAAAUCGCAGGGCCGAGGACUUUGCUCACAACUGGCUUACUAUGGGAGCAUACAACCUAGCAUAUCAGUGGACAGUUCAACCUGUCCCAAGCCAGGAGUAGUAGGAGAAGGGAAACCAUUAUCCAUUGUUGCCUCCAGUGUAUAGGAAGCCUAUUGGGAGACCUACUAAAAAGAGAGACGCUCGUAGAGAUGGUCCUAGAGAGAAUCCUGAUCUCCAUAGAGCAAAGAGGAGAUAUGGCCCUAUUAAAUGUACAUAUUGUCUGAAGACUGGUCAUAACAGCAGAGGAUGUGACAAGAAGAAAGAAGCUAUGGCUAGUGGAUGAGCUGCAUCAGGUAGUGGUCGUCAGCAACAGGGUGCAGAAGUGAGAUCUGAAGGUAUGGGUGUUGAUGAUCUUGAUGAGGAUACUGCCAGAGAGCAAGAGAUGUAUUGGGAAGAGACUUUGGAGGCAGCAGAUGCUAAAGCAUCAGCUUCAGAUUCACCCAAUGUGAAUGUUGAUGAUCUGAACUGUGUGAAUCCUUCUGAAGAACCUAUGGCAGUAAGACCUCCACCUUCUAACUCCUCUACUGCAUAUGUGCCACCUAGACCUAUCAUAAAGCCAACCAUGUCCAAGAGACCAAUUAGGAGGAGAAAUAUUAAGAGGCCACCACCAUCACAACCUUCUCCCCUCAGACCUGCCCCACCACAACCUACUCCCAUAACGCCUACCACACCACAACCUUCUGUUGUUAGGCCUACAUCACCAACUAACCAACCACCUCCAAGAGUUACCAGACAAACAAUGCAUGGUGCAAGCCGAGGUACCACUACACGAUUUAUGCAAUCAUGCCAACUCCACCAUCCACAAUUCAAACACCAGGCAGAUGGCCAAUACCUGGGUUCCGUCCACCAAUAGGAGCAUCUUCAAGUGGCAACAACAAUGGGGUUUCUAGUGGCAGCAGCAACUCCACACCCAACAAAUAGGAUUUUCUUGUGUGAAUUUAUUUUUUGAUGAAGUAC
Arachis ipaensis is the source of this 1581-nucleotide messenger RNA. The record is from RefSeq and is a predicted model, not a curated record. Lineage: Eukaryota; Viridiplantae; Streptophyta; Magnoliopsida; Fabales; Fabaceae.